This is a messenger RNA of Selaginella moellendorffii, 1479 nucleotides long. RefSeq lists its product as uncharacterized. The transcript is spliced from 2 exons. NCBI's taxonomy places the organism in Eukaryota, Viridiplantae, Streptophyta, Lycopodiopsida, Selaginellales, Selaginellaceae. The record is from RefSeq and is a predicted model, not a curated record. Bases 1 to 1479 code for a protein of 492 amino acids.
AUGGAUUCGUGGAACAGCAGAAAGUUUCAAGGGGCACAGUCUGCCGGUGCCCCCAAGAGUACCGAGGUAACCAUUCAAGUUCCUUCUUCCGGCUCUGCUCUCGCUUCUCCAACUUCUCCACCUUCAAGCACUAGAACCCCAUAUACCAGUGAGUUGUGGUCGGUUUUUUCCCCACAUCCGGAAGUCGAGCAGCAGCCUUCCACUCCCAAGCCUUCAGCUCCAGAGCUGCAGCAGCUUUCAACUUUUUUAAAGUCUUCAGCUCCAGUGAAAAGGAAUAAUUCCCGAUCACCAGAGCAGCUCAAUCUGAUAGCUUUCAGGCUCGCAGUUCUUGAAAAGUUCGCCACUGGCCUCGGGAAACUGGCCUUCGUCUGGGCAACUGUUGUUCUCCUCGGUGGAUUCGUGACCAACAUUCAGGCCAAAGACUUUUGGACGAUAUCGGCCUUGCUGCUGACUGAAGGAACGCGGGUUUUCAGUCGAAGUAGCGAGUUGGAAUGGCAGCAGGCAAAUUACAGCUUGGGAAUUCUCGGCUUCAAAUCGUUCGUGUCCGACAAGAGCGCCAGAUUAUGGGAGAAGUUCUCUGGAGUCUUGGACCAUGACCACUCUGAACAGAACGUUAGCAGAGAUCGACUUUCCAAAAAACCAGUAAAGAAAUAUUUACACCAGGGAUUCGCUGCCAGAAGAACUUCGUCCGCCACCAGGAUCAUCAGCCUUUUCAUGUACUUCCUCCAGCUUGCUUCCGCAACAGUCACCGUAUGUUUCUCAGUAUAUCGACUUGCCGUGCACGACUUCAAUGGCGAAGGAAAAAACACUAAGCAAGCACUUAUGGUGUUUUACGCGAUGAUGCUGGCAGAAACGUCGCUAUUCCUCCUGGAGAGAGCAUAUUGGGAAUUCAAGCUUCGUUACCAGAGGUUGCUGGAAGUAGUCACUCGAACGUGUGAGCUUGAUCAAGACGACAUUGAAACCAUGAAGCAGUACUGGUACACAUUGUACUCACGAUCGCUGAACGGAAGCGUGUUUGAUGGCCUGGGAAUGGACCUUAUCGAUUUCACCGUCGAGAAGCUGCAGUCAAGCAUAAGGGAAGAGCAGCUCGGUAGCGUCAACAUACUGUCAGCUCUUGUCUCAAAAGGAGAUUCAAUGGAAGAAACGCAACGGAGGAUUGGUACCACGCCCGGAGUUGUGGAGAGACUCUUAGAGAUGAUCACCUGGAAGGAUCCUAGUGAGGCCGAAAUCAGGAAAGCUGCAACGAUAGUAAUCAAGCACCUGGUUCGUCACAGCCAUAACUGCUUCAGGAUUUCCGCUAUCCCUGGAUCCCUGGAGGCCAUCACUUCUCUUUUAGCCGCAAGAGAGGAGGAAGUGCUAGAAGAAAAGAGCUACAGACUCACUAUCCUCAACGGGCUAGCCGUGGACCACAGGAUAUGCGUGCGAAUCGCGUGCGAGGAGAUUCUGGACGGUCUCUGCGAAAGAAGAUGGUGUCGGUAG